AGUUGACUUUUCGAGCUUCCUUCCCGCGCACGUCGCGUUUGUAGCAGUUGGUCAUGGUCGUCCGCCAAACGAAAAGCCGCCAUGAUGGCUUUCUGUAAAAUACGCUCAAUAUGUAAAGUUUCGUUAUUGUUUUUCAUUAAUUGUGACUGAGUGCGUGCAAAAAUUAAUCAUGGGAACGAACUAGAGUAUGCAAAGUGUUAUUUAAGGUCCUUUAGGACCUCCUAGAGGAGCUAAAAAGUGUGAUAGAGGCGCGUUUAAGUGUCGACGCUAGCGUGUUUUGCUCUGUCAACAAGAUGUCGAAGCUCUCUUUUAGGGCGAGGGCCCUGGAUGCAUCGAAACCAAUGCCGAUAUACCUCGCCGAGGAGCUUCCGGACUUACCGGACUACUCGGCGAUUAACCGUGCAGUACCUCAAAUGCCUUCUGGUAUGGAAAAAGAGGAAGAAAGUGAACAUCACCUCCAGCGAGCGAUAUCAGGAACUGGUCUAAUAAUUCCAACGCCAGAAGUGAGUCAAGCGGACCUCGAGUUCUACGAGCGAUGUUAUCCCCCAGAUUACAAGAUGCCAAAACAACAUAUACAUAUGCAACCGCUGUGGGAGGAGCAAGAAACCCCGGAGUACGAUAUAGACUCGGAAGACGAGCAGUGGUUGAAACAGCAAAGGCAUCCCGAGCUGACAGAACUAAAAUUCGAGCAAAUGAUGGACAAGUUGGAAAAGAGCUCCGGUCAGACGGUAGUGACGCUCAGCGAGGCAAAGUUAUUGCUAGAGAGGCAAGAUGACCUGGUCAUUGCCGUGUAUGACUAUUGGCUGAAUAAGCGGUUGACUACGCAACAUCCAUUGAUUCUAUCGGUGAGGACAGAGAGCCGGCCAGGUCAAUCUGCAAACAACCCAUACUUGGCUUUUAGAAGGCGAACAGAGAAAAUGCAGACUAGGAAAAAUAGGAAAAACGACGAAAGCUCAUACGAGAAGAUGUUGAAGUUGCGCAGGGAGCUCGCCACCGCCCUAAGUCUCCUGGAAAUGGUCGCACGGAGGGAGAAAGUCAAGAAGGAAAUGGUCAAAUUGACGGCCCUGUUGGCGGAGAAACGCUACGUCGCAAAGGACUUUACCAAUCAGCUGCCGGAACCGGUUGUCAGGCCACAGUUAACAACAGUGCCCUUGGCUAGUAUGCGUCGUGAAUUCGCAUAUCCACCCAGACCACCUUCAACUCCUACUUCAAUGGACACCCACCACAGUAGACAGCGCGAAAAACGUCCGUACAAGAGACGGAAACACAGACACCACACGCCCGGUUCCGUGCAAGGAGUGCGAGCAGAGGGUACAUCUUCGGAGGAAGAAUGUGUUUCGCCAAUCGAUGAUGGGCCGUUCUCAUUUCGAAGGAAGCCUGGGUGUUAUUAUGAAAUGCCAACUUCAACUUUGUACGGUGAUCCUGUGGAGUCGACAACUAGUGCGUCGAAACAAGGCUUGUUUGAACACGAAAUGGAUGAACGGACUAGGUUCAACCUAACAUCAGUUCGCAAUCCAUACCCACACUACAUUGGAUUCGCGCGGCGUCGCUUGGGUAGAGGCGGACGUGUCAUCUUGGACCGGGUCAAAACUGAGCUCGAUUCGCUAUGGUCGAAAUUGCCAAUACCCGAAAAGGAAAAACAGGAGGACUUGGAAAAUCAAAGGCUCCGAACACCAAAAGAGAUCACCAGAGAUUACCAUUCGGGUGGUAAGCAUCCGUGGAGACAAGCCUUCAGGAGACACCUCACCAGAAACCCACAUCUCUGGAUCGAUGAGCACGACGAAAGUGACGCCAAAAUGGAUAUCGACGACAUUAAAUUUGACUUCAAAAUGGACAUCGAUGACGUCACGAUGUCGGACGAUUUUAAAUUGGAUGUGGACAGUCCCAGUUUUGGUACUACGAGUAUGGAGGGUACCGAGGGUGUCGAAAGUGAUAGUGCCAAAGUGGGAACUAGUGUCAGUGAUGUGAAUCGGACCAUAGACAGUGAAGUGCGCGGUAAUCUCAAGCGUGUGAUGCGGAAGCGGGUCUGGAGUUCGAGUACGGAUUAUGACUCUGAUGACAGUCUGAAACCAGUGGAGAGAGAGUUUGAGAGUUUCAUCACGGACGUUCAGGACAAGUGGAUUCACUUCCGGCCAAAGACACCAUCACCGUCACCACCUCCAACGGAGAAAGUGACCCCACUCAGCCGCGAAGCUCCCAUUUCCGUGGAACUCAGCACGGGUCUUGAUACAUUCACAACAGAGUUCAGACUGAAGGACCUCUAUGACGUGAAGGAAUUGGACGGCACAGAUGAUAUCGAGAACUUCACCGGUUUUACCGAGGCUCAAGUUGAGAGCAUCUUGUCCGAGACUGAUCUCAAGGCGUUGGACGAUAAGAGGUUGUCGGAUGACCUGUUUGAGGAGCUGGUCAAGGAUGUCAGCAAGGAUUCUUUUUUAUUGCAAGGCCAGAGCGUCCCCGGGCGUACCGUCUCUGGCCCGCGGCGUCGCGAGCCUUUCGGCUCCACGAGCGUGCGCGUGAGCUCGGUUAGCGAACCCCUGCACCUGCCCACGCCCACGCCCGUCCAGAACCACGAACUCCCUGCCCCCACCACCACCCCCGCCCCGCCCACGCCCCACGCCACUAAGCCCCAGCCCCAGCCCGCACAGGAGGCGGUGCCCACUUCGAAGAUCAUCGUAGAGGAGGUUAACGAGGUCAACCAGCCAAUCAACGUGGAGAAACGCGAGAUCAAAGAGGACAUCCCGACCGUUCAACUGAAGACUGUGCAAAAGAAGCAUAUAAUUACGUCGCGGAGGCCUGACGUCACCAUUGUGACGUCAGACGCGCACUCGCAGCUGGUCACGGUGGCUGUCUCUGACAGUUUGAAGGUCCGUCUCGGAAAUCAGGCAACGACUAGCCAAGGUACGGUGGUGGGGUUACUUCAAAACGGACCGUUCGCGGUUACGUUGCCAGUUCAUUCAAGGGAUAUUGGUGCAACAACUACCAUCACAUCGGGGAGCAUACCCACUGUGGCCAACAUGACUAACAUGACCAAUCUGAGCAUGGCUAACAUGCAGUCGAUGGCCAACGUCUCCAUUCCGACAAUAUCCAACCCCCGCCGACCGGCCCCCCUAGUCCAAAUAGCCCACAAACCGUUAAACCCAACGGUUGUGGUCUCCCCUCAACAGGGGAAGCUGAAGGUCCUCCACGCUCACCCCAUCUCGAACACCCAGCGCGCCCAGCUCUUGGCCCAGAAUAGGCAGCUGUUGCCGACUGUUGUGUCAUUGGCGACGAUCGACUCCAAGCCGACGCUGCUGAAGGCGCCGGUGACGCAGUUCUUCGAGAUCAAGUCUGGACAACUAUCGAAGCCGCAUUUGGUCAGCCUUCAGGGGAAGAGAUUGGACUUUGAUAAGAAGAGACAGGUCGUCUUUGAUGGAACAUUAAAAGGCAAUAUUCGACCGCGCUUCAGUCUGGACGGUCGACAUAUUGUACGGGCAACGUUGCCGGUGAGGAAUGUUCGCCAUCAGAUACAAUUGAAGAAUCGAGUUGUUUCGACCAUACGACAACCCGAGCCUUCUACCAGCGUCACGAACAUACCAGCGAACAUACCAGUGAUGAAAAAUGUCCAAAUGCCCAAAGUGACAAAUGUCAUACCGAACAAGCUGGACAGACCGACUGGACAAAUGAGCAAUGUCAUACCAAAAGUGGACCGGCCGAUAGGACAAAUGAACAAUGUCAUACCAAAAGUGGACCGGCCGAUAGGACAAAUGAACAAUGUCAUACCAAAAGUGGACCGGCCGAUAGGACAAAUGAACAAUGUCAUGCCAAAACUGGACAGGCAGACGGGGCAGAUUAAUAAUAUCAUAGCUAAAGGGCAGAAGAUUGCUAUAUCCGGUGGGCAAUUGUCGGCUAAUGUUCAAGCGAUCGCCUUUACGACCGCUCAAUUGAAAGCCAGACAGGGACGCCUGAUCACACAGCCCAGGGCUACCACUGUUGCUGAACUCGAACCGACAACCUCCGCAUCUACCUCCAACGCCAACGUGGCUGACACUCCCAGCGAAGGUGAAACCAACGGGUCCGUGCGACGGCGCACCACAGAUAACCUACCGAUGGAGGUCACGUGACAAACGAACGCUGUAAAGGAUAUUAGUGCUAGUGACAGUGUUAAGUGUGUCAAGUGUCAAAACGAUGGCAAAAGUGUUUUAGGCCCGAGUUGCGCUGGUCAUAGAGUUAAACCUAUGGGUGAGUUGAUUCAUUGUGACCCGGAUAAGGGCCAAAGUCGUUGUGACUCAAAUAAAUGUAAAAUUGAUUAUGACCCCAAUCAUGCCAAAUUUCGUCAUGAGAUCAAUAACUGUGACCCAAUUAAUGUAAAAAGUCCUCAUGUUGUAAAUAACUGGAACUUGAUUCAUGCCAAAAGUCAUCAGCAUAAUAAUUGUGACCAAAAUCAAGUCAAAAAUCGUUGUGAGGCAAUUAAUUUGCAAAAUAAAGGAAUCAAACAGAAAUCAGUAGGUCUUAACCUAAAUAAUGACCAAAGUCGACCAAGUCACUGCAACUCUAAUCAUGAUGUUUGUUAUGAAAAUCUUGAUAAUUUAAACUUAACAGUAACAGUAGACACAAAAAAGACAAAUAAUGAUAAAGUUUUGGAUAGUGAUAAAAAAAUUGAUGACUUACACCAUGUUAGAUUUUUAAACAAGUUAAAUCGGUACUCAAAUCAUAUUAAUAAUAUUUAAAUAAUAAUGAAUUCAAAAUCAACUUUUGCGAAACUAGUCUUCACUUAAUAAUGAAAUAGAACAAAUAUCGGUAACUAAUCAUUGUGACAUACCAUGGAUAUGCAUAUUAAAUGAAAAUAAUCUUAAAUAUUUGAUGAUGACUUUCUAAAUAUAUUAAUUGACUAGUCUUCGCUUAAAAAUCAAAUAGAAUAAAUAUUGGUAACUAAUCAUUGUGACAUACCACGAAUAUACUUGUUUAUUGAUUUAAAAUAAUCUUUAAUAUUUGAUGAUGACAUUCUAAAUAUAUUAAUUGACUAGUCUUCGCUUAAUAAUGAAAUAGAACAAAUAUCGGUAACUAAUCAUUGUGACAUACCAUGGAUAUGCAUAUUAAAUGAAAAUAAUCUUUAAUAUUUGAUGAUGACUUUCUAAAUAUAUUAAUUGACUAGUCUUCGCUUAAAAAUCAAAUAGAAUAAAUAUUGGUAACUAAUCAUUGUGACAAACCAUGAAUAUGCUUCUUUAUUGAAUUAAAAUAAUCUUUAAUAUUUGAUGAUGACAUUCUAAAUCACAUAUUAAUUGACAUUUAAUUACAAUCUUUAGUUUUAAUGGACAAAAUAUGAUAUGAUUAUAUUAGGGCAGAAACCCCACAUUAGGAUGAUUAUAGAACAAUUUAAAAAAAUGCCCAUCGUUAGGGCAAAAAAUCUUCUAUAUAGGGCAAUCCUUAUAUGGAGAAAUUCCCUGAAAUCAUAAUAAUGAGGAUAUUUUGACAUACCAUGUAUAUACAAAUAUUAGUUAUUACAUAUAUUAAGAAGUAUUUGAAUAAACCAUUCUAUAUAUAAAACUACAUGCUUGGACUUGAUAUAUUUUCAUGGAUUCCUGCAUAUAGUUAGUAGGAUUAUUCCCGAAUAUAAGGGAUGAUAUAAGGGAGAUACCUUGUUAGGCAUUUCUUUGCCCCUGCGUUAAUAAUUUAAGUGGCUGUGACAAAUAGAUUUAAUUCACAAAUGCCAGCCUCAAUGUGGAUUAUAACUAAUAAUGUCUGCUGGGGUAUUAUGGUUAAGAUAUAUGCUGGAAAAAUGUCGGUAGAUUUAAAAAAAGUCGAAUUAAAACCAUAAACUGUUGAUAUUAAAAAUUUUAAGCUACCCUCCAUGGUAAUUGGAUUAAAUAGGUAGAAAGAAAGCUUGAAAUAAAAUGGUUUGCAGAUAAGAAUUAUGAAGUUGUCCUCAAUAGACUACCCUCAUUUUCGAUAGUUAUAAUCCACUAGUUUGUUUAUUAAUUGUAAAUAUUUAGCUUUUUAGCUCUGAUAGGUGAAAUUCAGAAAGUUUAAAUAAAAGUAUGAUUUCAUUUUGAAACGUAUGAAACAAUUUUUGAAUUGGACUGAUUUUCUAUAAAAUUUUCUUCGUCUUAUUACGCCUGGUUGCAAAUAAAAACGUUGAAACUACUCCUUGUAUGGACUUGCACACGUUGAUUGUACAGUAUUUGUUGCUAUAGUUAAAAUCUUGACGAAAAAAAUAUUGAUGAAAUAUCUUAAGGUAAUAUUAAAUUGCUCCUAAAUGUUCUAUAUUACUAAUAUAGAAAUAGAAUGUACUAAAGCUAUAUUUAAUUUGGUAUUUUUCAUGGCUGGCAUUGUAUAAAUUGCUCUUUGCAUAGAGUGUAUAUAUGUAAAUAACCUGGCAGGCCCAGUGUAUGUAUGUCCUGUCCAAAAUAUUAAUUCGUAUGCUUACGGCCGGAGCGCGGACUAUACACGUCGCCAUGGUAUCUUGGCACUUGCUAAUAUGUAGUCUGCAUCAAUGGGCCGAGUGAAUAGCUUUUAUCCAUGAUUUUGUAAUUUAAACAGUAAUGUUAUAAUCCUGGCUAUGUUCAAACUGACUUGAUUUAUGUUAUAAACUGUAAUAAAAAUUAAAUGACAUUUGUUUUUUUUUAAUUAGUUUUGAAUUUAAAUAAUUGAAUAUAUUCAAGGAAAUAUUAUCACUCAGGAGUCAGAGUGAGAACUCUAAAAGUUGUAAUAUCUUGAUUCUGAAAACCCUGUUUUUAAUAACAUCUAAAAAAUGAUGGUAAAACGAGAUUUUUAAACUUUAAGCUUCACAUUGACAAACAAAUUGUUAUAAUGUUAUUAUCCCAUUCGAUUGAAAAUAAUUUGCGUGUACCCGCCAUUAACUUACAAAGGUCAGUUUGAACAGCCUUCAAGUCCGUUAUGAUGACGAUAAAGUGAGAAUUGAAAUUGUAUUUUUAGACACAUUUUCAAGUUUUUUGCAAAGUUACAGGUGGUUUCAAAACCACUGGUUUAGCUCAACAGUUAACAGUCGUUUUCAUUGAAAGAAUAUGGAUAGACAGCUGUCAGAUAGACGUUAUUUUUAUGUAUUACAAAUGCUGGUACACUGGUACACAAUAGGAAUAGCGAUAUCAACCAUUACUUUUAGUUUUUCUGAAGGAGAAUCAUACGGCAACCGAUAUGUAUUGGUUAAUAUUUGCCCAUUUGCCUACUGGUCUAUAAAACAGAAGCAGCAGUAUAUUACUGAAGUAUUUCCGAAUCAAAGUCUGUUUCUGUCUCUGACAACGCACUUGCCAGCCCUAUAGUAUUUAGAGUGUCUAUGGGCGGUAGGUAUUUCCCAAUCAUUUCUGGCUAGGGUUCUCAAAGUCAAAGAGCUUACCAAUUCUUCAAAAGCAAAUAUAAAAUACACAGAUGGCCUGAACAUAUCUUAAAAGGAAUAGAUCAAUUUUUAUUUUACAGAAAUCUAAUCAGUAGAUAUCGCUAUUCUUAUAAGCUGUACUGGCCCAUUGCGAUAAGAUUUAUCGACUGUAUACGAUUUAUGUGUUUUGGGACGUCAUCAAUUGUAGUUGACCUACCCUCAGUGUACAAAAUUAUUGAAGGUACUCUAUUUUGACUUUAUAUGUAAAUAUGUGUGAUUCGAAAAUAGUUAUUCAAGUCAAGUAAAGUUGUUAUAUUGAGGGUACUUUCAAAUUAGGAUGCCAUGAAGGCAAAUUUGAGUUUUAGUAUUCUCAGUAUAUAAAAUUGUUCAGAGUACUCCGUUUUGAACAAUUACAAAAAAACUAGAAAAUUUUAAUAUUGAGGGUACUUUCAAAAAAAAUUUUUUUUGUUUGGUUGACGUCCUAUAUUUACGUCUAAUUAAUUAAUUUUUGAAUCUAAUACUUGUAAAGAAAUUGUCUCUAGUGUGUAAUUAAUGCAUUGGGGAUGCACAAAGCUCUAGUGUAUUGUGGGAAUGUAAAAUUAAAGAUGGCGUUUGUGUAGCAGGAAUACCUAUUGUAAGAUAAUUACGAUAAAUGUAUAAGAAUAGUCGAUUCACGUUAUCGUUACUAAAACUGGUUAAGGAGUUUCAUUGUAUUUGCGAGUGAGGAACCGCCAUUUUAAUUUGACACUCUCGGGCCGAUAGGCUAUCGGUGUAUAAUAAAAAAAAACGCGACCAUUCGCGCCAAAAAAAAAUGUUUAACUUAGUAAUUGUACAAAGGCCGCAAAUUUGGGAAAAAAUGUAAAAAAAUGCCCCUUUUUGGGGCCACACAUACGCUUAGUAAUAUAGGAUGUACGGUAGUAGCUCGCACUAUAUGAAGCCAGCUUGUAAAUAAUUAAUGUGCGGAGUGUAAUUUAAUUGUACUGUUAUUCAAUUUCAAUGUAGAUUCUUUUCAACUGGAAAUUGCUGAAUUAAACGAAUGAUUAUGUUU
Molecule: messenger RNA, 8357 nt
Organism: Pieris rapae (cabbage white)
Lineage: Eukaryota; Metazoa; Arthropoda; Insecta; Lepidoptera; Pieridae
Gene: E(Pc)
Exons: 19
Coding region: 294-4100 (1268 amino acids)
Biological process (GO): regulation of transcription by RNA polymerase II
Cellular component (GO): piccolo histone acetyltransferase complex
Source: RefSeq, a predicted model, not a curated record